GUCUGCACGGGGAGGUUUCACAGCUGUCACACACACACACACUCUCACAUAUACACAUUCACACACACAAACAUACACUCAAACACAUACACACACACACAUAAACAUACACUCAAACACACUCUCACACACAAACACAUACACAAACACUUACACACACAAACACUCACACACACACACUCACACACACACACUCGCACAAACACACUCACACACAAACACUUACACACACACACACAUAAACAUACACUCUCACACAUACACAUUCACACACACAAACAUACACUAAAACACAUACACACACACACAUAAACAUACACUCAAACACACUCUCACACACAAACACAUACACAAACACUUACACACACACACAUAAACAUACACUCAAACACACACUCUCACACAAACACAUACACAAACACUUACACACACAAACACUCACACACACACACUCACACACACACUCGCACAAACACACUCACACACAAACACUUACACACACACACACACUCACACACAAACACACACGCGCGUCUGUCAGUCAGUGUUGGGGCGGUUGUCGGUGAUCAUGGCGGCGGUGUCGGUUCGACGGUUCGUGUCUCUCGUCGGUUCGGUCGGUGGUGGUUCGGUGCUUCCUCGCUCUCCGUUCGUUUGGACUCAGUACCGGACCGCAGUGAGAUCCACCACUGGCGCCAUUCUGCCCAAACCCAAGAAAACAUCUUUCGGUGUUGUCCGGAUCAUGAUGGUUGUGGCUCCAUUCCUGUAUAUUGGGACUCUGAUCAGUAAAAACUUUGCAGCUAUUCUGGAGGAACAUGAUAUAUUUGUGCCUGAAGAUGAUGAUGAUGAUGAUUAAUCUCAGGUGAGUAUGUCAUCUUCAGAUCAUCACCUGUUUAACUGCAGCAUUAAACUCUCUGUUAAAUGUCUCUU
This is a messenger RNA of Myxocyprinus asiaticus (Chinese sucker), 927 nucleotides long. Its product is annotated as essential MCU regulator, mitochondrial-like. Gene Ontology annotation, cellular component: mitochondrial inner membrane; uniplex complex. The transcript is spliced from 2 exons. NCBI's taxonomy places the organism in Eukaryota, Metazoa, Chordata, Actinopteri, Cypriniformes, Catostomidae. Gene Ontology annotation, biological process: calcium import into the mitochondrion; mitochondrial calcium ion homeostasis. The record is from RefSeq and is a predicted model, not a curated record. The coding region runs from base 569 to 853 and encodes 94 amino acids.